Molecule: messenger RNA, 2134 nt
Organism: Acipenser ruthenus (sterlet)
Lineage: Eukaryota; Metazoa; Chordata; Actinopteri; Acipenseriformes; Acipenseridae
Product: growth/differentiation factor 6-A-like
Exons: 2
Coding region: 82-1332 (416 amino acids)
Biological process (GO): SMAD protein signal transduction; BMP signaling pathway
Cellular component (GO): extracellular region
Molecular function (GO): cytokine activity; growth factor activity
Source: RefSeq, a predicted model, not a curated record
CACAAUCUAAAGAGCAAAGGGGAGUAUUCAAAGUCAUCAAAUCCCUCAAACUUUCUCAUUCUCGACCAGAGACCACUGAGAAUGGAUCUUAUAAGGGCUGCGGCUCUUUUCCUAUGGUGUUCUUUCUGCUUUGGGGAUUUCCUUGAGGCUGCAGUGCUUGGAUCAGCGCAGUACACACGAGCUGAUGAUAAUGGUCUAAAUUCACAUCUGGAUGACCGAAAUCAGGGGGAACCGACUCUAACUUUCAGAAAUGAGGAUCGGAGAAAUGACACAGUGGUGCCUCAUGAGUACAUGAUAUCGCUCUACAGAACCCUGUCGGAGAUGGAGAAAAGGGGGUUAAAUGUCUUUCUUUAUCGUACCAGAAAGCAUGCCAAUACUGUAACCAGCUUUGUAGAUCAAGGAAACGAUAACCCUUCCACUGAGCUGGGCCAGAGGUAUUUGUUUAAUAUGUCCACUUUAUCUGAGACAGAUGAGUUAGUGGGAGCAGAGCUGCGGAUUUUGAGAAAAACUCCCUCGAACCUACCUUCUUCUUUAUCCAAAGGUGGGAAUCUUUAUUGCAUUCUGCUGUAUUCUUGCCGGGAGGGAAAUGAUGGACAGCACUUGCUUGAUUCUAGAACUAUGGACAUCUUGGAUAUAGAGUCCUCAAAAUGGGAAGUGUUUGAUGUUUGGGGGAUCAUGAGCGGCCAGAAACACAAGAUAGAGAAUCUGUUGUGUUUCGACUUGGUUGUCAUUUCAGAAUCUUCUAAGGAGGCGUCCCACCCUCAGGAUCUGGGGUUCAGCCGCCAUGCAUUGCAAACUCAAGAAAAGGCGCUGUUGGUGGCUUUCACCCACACCAGGAAAAAAGAGAAUCUUUUUAGGGAGAUCAGAGAUAAAGUGAAAUCCAUGGAUAGGCUGGAUUUCCUGGGUCCUCCAGAUCCUGGCCAGGAAUCCCACAGCAAGCCUCGCCGGAGAAGAAGAAGAACAAUCUCUACAAGGUCUGCUGGCAGCGGGGGGAGAGGCAACGGGAAAAGAUCAAAAACGCGCUGCAGUCGGAAGCCUCUCCACGUUAAUUUCAAGGAGCUAGGCUGGGAUGAUUGGAUUAUAGCCCCUUUGGAUUAUGAGGCUUACCAUUGUGAGGGAAUUUGUGAUUUCCCACUGAGGUCUCACCUAGAACCUACAAACCAUGCGAUCAUCCAAACCUUGAUGAACUCCAUGGACCCAGAAUCAACGCCACCUAGUUGCUGCAUCCCAUCCAAACUGAGCUCCAUCAGUAUUUUAUACAUAGACUCUGGGAACAACGUGGUGUACAAGCAAUAUGAGGACAUGGUGGUGGAAUCCUGUGGCUGCAGGUAGCAGUUUCGAGAUUGGGUGCCAUGGCUCACCAGUAUUUGUGAAGGACAGGCACGGGAGUUGAGUCUGUAUGUGUUUGUAAAUAUGUGAUUUUUUAUUUUAUUAUAUAUGUAUAUGUGUGUGUGAACAAAACUUCUCAUAAAGAAAUUCCACAGGGGGCUGUGGAUGUGAAGCAUAGAAGAGCCAAGAACUAUAAUACAAUGAAAUCAUCAGAAGUAAAAUAUUACAGGCCUACAGCUGCUGGCCCAACAGCAAGCAACAAAUCUAGAGUGCAUUUACACUUUUAAGUGGAAUACAUAUUUUGUUUUGCAUGGACAUCAGUGAUCUAAUAAAAAGUCAUCCUAUGAAGUAAAAAAUAAAUACACUUACAGCCUAUUCAGUCAGCUGGAUAACUCAAUUUGGGUCAGUAUUCAUGGGUACUUUAAAGUAAAAAGCACAAUGCCUGUUACAAUGUGGAAAUUUAGUAAUGGCCAAGGUGGUUUUAAGUGGGCAAUCACCUGUGUAAUAAGUCACCAUUUUCCAGUUGUAUGCCACUUGCAAAUCACUUCAGAAUACCACGCACAUUAGUGCUCACUAAUUCCCCACAGUGAUUGGAGAAGGCAGAAGAAGAAGGUCUUGUUUUAACAUGUUCCUCUGUUUUUACAGUAAGACUUUAAAUAUUCUGGUAACACUCCAAACCAUGUGUGCAAUAUUAAUAAGUAGCAAUAUUAAUUUAAAUAUCUAUUACAAUGACUAAACAAUACAUUGCAGAAUCUAAGUAUAAACUGUUCUUCUUUUAUCAACCAUACUCUGUUAAUGAGAAUUA